Messenger RNA from Gambusia affinis (western mosquitofish), 2192 nucleotides. RefSeq lists its product as uncharacterized. The transcript is spliced from 5 exons. The coding region runs from base 355 to 1107 and encodes 250 amino acids. The record is from RefSeq and is a predicted model, not a curated record. NCBI's taxonomy places the organism in Eukaryota, Metazoa, Chordata, Actinopteri, Cyprinodontiformes, Poeciliidae.
AGAAAAGGUCUCACUUGUUGCUGAGCAGGAGCAGAGAUCGUCAGCUGACCGCGGAGCUCCGACAGCCUCGUCCCCUUUCAGAGCCUGGAACCGAACCGGGAGUCCGCCUGCCGGAACCGAACCGGGAGUCCGCCUGCCGGAAUCGAACCGGGAGUCCGCCUGCCGGAACCGAACCGGGAGUCCGCCUGCCGGAACCGAACCGGGAGUCCGCCUGCCGGAACCGAACCGGGAGUCCGCCUGCCGGAAUCGAACCGGGAGUCCGCCUGCCGGAAUCGAACCGGGAGUCCGCCUGCCGGAACCGAACCGGGAGUCCGCCUGCCAGCCCCGCCGCGCUGCCGCCCCACAGGAAGUUUCAUGUCGGCGCCAGUCCAGUCUUCAUGGCCGAUCGGACGCAUCUGUCUCGUCUGUGGACUCCUCCUGGUCGCCUCCCCGCUCCGCUCUGCAGGCCGGCUGAACUGCUCUCACCCUCUGGUACCAGAACAUGGAGGUUUCCGCUGCGACCCGUCUCCAUGCCGCGGGUUUCCCUAUAAGACCGUCAUCCGGAUCUUCUGCGAGAACGGAUACCACCUGGGCAACAAGAAGCCCAGCUCCAGGUGUCACCGGGGGAAGUGGGCUCCCCCCAUCCCCUCCUGCAUCCCCAUGAAAGACGGACCCGGCAUGAAGCCCGACGGCGACAUGCCCAGCAUGGCCACCACCGCGGUGGGCGUGUCCAUCUUCCUGCUCACCACCACCGCCUGCCUGAUCGUCAAGUCCCGCCUCUAUCCCUGCCGAUCGCACAGCCGUCGCUCCUCGGACCAGCUGGACCUGAUGGUGGACGGCCUUCCCGUCUCCCUCCCGUCCUACGAAGAGGCGGUGUACGGCAGCUGGGGGCAGCGCAUCCCUCCCUGCUCCGCCCCGGGACCGACCCAGCUCCUGCUGGCCCAGGAGGAACCCGGCUUCUGCCCGUCGCCUCCAACCGACCAGCCGGACGGCAGCCACCAGCCCCUGCUGUCCAUCCAAAGCCCGGAGAACCCCCCUCCGCCCUACGAAGAGGUCCCGUCGUCCCGUUCCAGAGACCGGCUGAACAACGGGAACAUCCGCCAUCUAUCGGAAGAUAAGGACACUUGAUCGCUGAGGAGCUCCUAUGGAGUCGCGAUUGUGACAGCUGGUAAUCUUCAGUGUUUCAUCUGACGAAGAUGAAGGAGGAGCAGCUGAUUCCUCUACCACCGGCACUUUUCCUGAUUGGCCGCAGCUGCGCGGCGUCAGAACAGAAAUGAUUUUUACACGAAGCUGACGAAGUCUGAUCAGCCAGCCGUCGGCGCACAGAACAUGAGUCAAUAACAGUCAAUAACAUGCUUCUGUUAUUGAUCAUAUCACUUACACAUGUUCAAAAAAUGCUGACUUGGAAAAAAAUCCCCGCUGUUGUUUGGCGCCCCUACAGCAGCGCCCAGUGCGUCGACGGAGCUGGCUGAGGACUGAAGAGUUUUUCUAAAUUAAAUGUUGAUUGUAUUGAGUGUGUGUGUUCUGAAUGUAAGGCUUGGCCUGGAUGUUGUUUGCCUCCUGGCUGGUUUCUAAGCUGUUAAACAUUAAUUUAUGUAAAUGUUUUUUGAGGUUUUUGGCGUGUUUUCAGUUUUGGAGACGUCGUUUUUCCCUCCCCUCAGUGAUGGGGCUGUGUUACAGAAACGUUUCCCGUUUCCAUGGCGAUUGACUCUACGCCAUUCCUGUCUGAGACCUUUGCACGUCUUCAGGUGCAAUCUGACGGUGAUUUUUAACCAGCGCGGUGCAGAUUUAUUACAGUAAUUUAAACGUUUUAUUAAUUGUACAGAAAAUAAAUAUAUUUAGAGAGAUGAGAACAAUCAAAUGGGUUUCUGUUGUAAUCAGUGGAGAGCGGAAUGUAAAUAUCUAUAUUUUUAAUAUAACAUUUACAUCUACUACUUAAGAUUAAUUUUCUUUAAAUCAAACAGACUAAUGGGCGUUUUUUGUUUUGCUCUUUAUUUCUUAACCUGCAAAAAAAUAAAUAAAUCUUUGAAUGACCUGAAAGCUUCGGACACUUUCCUAUUUUUAUUUCUACAGGGAUGCCUUCACAGACCUUGAAUGUAUUUAAUGUUUGAUUUUGUGUAGCUGUUAAAAUGAUUGUAAUACUUGCAGAUGACUAUUUGUACAUUGUGUUAUUGCACAUAAUUCUAAUAUAAUAAAUAAAUGGUUCAGGUGUU